CUGAAAGGAAAUAAAGGAUGUCAUUUGAAAGCACACCGACCAUCUUUUAUUUUACGCAUCUCGUCCUCAUGUUAAAACAAACCAGUGUAAUUAUUGUCAUUCGCAUACAAAGAGAAAUGGACGGGAUUUACCUUCGCCUGGGGAACUACGACUACGAUGUAUUCAUGAAUGUCAGUGACUUUUCCAGGAGGUUCGUGGAUCGCACAAUCUCAGAUGCAGUGUGCCUUGCGCUUAAGGCAAAGCAUUAUCGAACGCUGACAUUUCUUGGAAAAAAAAUCCCGCGUGACUGUGCCCAACGCGAGAAGAAGAUCUCUUGGCCAACCUGUGGUAAAGUGAAUUCUCAAAAUGCUCUCAGAUGCAUCGAAACGAUGAUGGAUCAAUGGAAAGCACUGCCGGGAAUGCGAGAUUGGAUGUAUCAUGUGGAAUUCAUUCGCCUCGGCUCGAAUCGCUCUUCCGAAUUUUACGCUUAUCGAACAAAAUGGAGUGUUCCGACCUCGGCCUGCCCAAUACCCCGCGUGACGGCCAGCGUCUUCUUCAAUGUCGAAGCCAGCCGGCUCAAACCCGAAUGGUAUCCAGUGGACGUAACAUACGUCUUCGAAGGAAGUCAACUAAUUCAUCGGACAAACUGGCCCUUUCAACCGAAAUGGCUCUACGACAUCCUCGAUAUGAAAAACAUUAUUUUUUUAGACGUAGACCAACCAUAAUUAAUUAUUUUAGCCAUCGUGAAGAUCAGUAUCUGCCAAUAAA
This is a messenger RNA of Cephus cinctus (wheat stem sawfly), 747 nucleotides long. RefSeq names its product A-kinase anchor protein 14-like. Lineage: Eukaryota; Metazoa; Arthropoda; Insecta; Hymenoptera; Cephidae. The record is from RefSeq and is a predicted model, not a curated record. Gene Ontology annotation, molecular function: protein kinase A regulatory subunit binding. Bases 18 to 704 code for a protein of 228 amino acids. Gene Ontology annotation, cellular component: cAMP-dependent protein kinase complex. The transcript has 4 exons.